Messenger RNA from Pyrenophora tritici-repentis Pt-1C-BFP, 435 nucleotides. RefSeq names its product Atrophin-1 domain containing protein. NCBI's taxonomy places the organism in Eukaryota, Fungi, Ascomycota, Dothideomycetes, Pleosporales, Pleosporaceae. The record is from RefSeq and is a predicted model, not a curated record.
AUGCCCGCCCGCCAUCCCGCAAACACCUCCCGAGAAAUCCACGUCAAAAUCAUCCUCAAACCCAACAGUACCUACAACAUCCACUCCAUCACAUCCAUCGCCUACACCGGCAAUACCGCAACCCUCAAAUCCGCCUUAGGUCUCGAAGCGCACCUCAAACCCGGUUGUAUCAUCCUCCCCAACCCCUCGUAUGCAGAUGCCAUGGUGCUUAAGCGCAGCGAGACAGCCACCGAUGGUUUCGUAGCAGAGGUGAUUAUCCCUCCCGCGCACCGCUAUCACGUUGUCAAGGUGAAUGAUGUGCGGGAAAAGGGGGAUGCGCCCGGUUGGACGAUUGUGGAAACGACGGAUGCGUUGUUUGAGGUUGGGGGUGGGGAUUAUGUUGUUAGGCGGAAGAAUUUCGGGAGGAGUGUUAUUAUUGAGAAUUUGGGUGAGUAG